Messenger RNA from Camelina sativa (false flax), 1146 nucleotides. RefSeq names its product F-box/kelch-repeat protein SKIP6-like. The record is from RefSeq and is a predicted model, not a curated record. NCBI's taxonomy places the organism in Eukaryota, Viridiplantae, Streptophyta, Magnoliopsida, Brassicales, Brassicaceae. Gene Ontology annotation, molecular function: protein binding.
AUGAAGGGAAGAAGUGCGAUUUGUGGAUUGGAAUUGAAUAAUGAGACGGAGUUGUGUGGGUUAUGGUGGGUUCCAGAUGAUGUGGUUGUGGACUGCCUGACUCUGUUGUCGAGAUUAGACCUCGUGGCCUUAUCGAUGGUCUCCAAGAGGUACCGGUGUGUCGCAAAGUCCCAUGAUCUCAGGAUCUUGAGGUCUCGGAGCGGUUGCCUUCACCCAUAUAUGUACGUAUAUAUGCACAUGUAUCCAGAUCCAAGCCCACGGUGGUUGGUCCUCCACCCCGUGCAACGUCGGCUGAAACGGCUCAAUAUGGACUACUCGUAUCCGGCCCCGGUAGCAGGAUCCUGUUUCGUGCAGACGGCUUGGGGGAUCUUUAUAAUCGGUGGACUCAUAGACGGCAAACCCACAUCGGAAGUCACGUUUUUUGAUUGUACCGAUCACACAGUGCGCCGAGUAAAUCCCAUGAAGAUGGCUCGGAGCGGAGCAUCGGCAAGCUUGAUAGACAACAAGAAGAUAUACGUGUUUGGAGGGUGCUGGGACGCUGCUGAUUCCUCCAAGUGGGCAGAGGUGUAUGAUCUCGAAACCGGAAUUUGGGAGUUCCUGCCUGUGUCUACGCCCAAGAUGCCCCUCAAAAUCCAACAAAGUGUGGUGACGGACGACAGCAAGCAUGUUUACGCGGUGGAUGAGGAUGGUCAAAUCUUUAAGUUCUCAACAAGUGAAUGUGUGUUUGAGGCAGAGACAGAGGCAGCCGCAGACGCAGACUACGGAAACGAUUGGCUUUUAGCUCAUCCAGCAUUGUUCUGCCGUGGUACCGGCGGGAGAAUACUGUGGCGUAUUCCAUUUAAGUCGACUUGGAGGGAAGUCAAGGGUUUGGAAGAGCUGCAGCAGCAACACUCUGGUUUUGAUAUCAUCAAAUUCUGCUUCUCUCGUCGUCGUGGCAGGAUGGCCAUCUUCUGGGAAGCUCGGCCUCAAGGUCCUGAUGAUCAGAUUUUGGAGCUUUGGUAUGCCGAAUUUUCCAUUGCGCCACGCGUGGAAGGCCAGGUAUUGCAGGUUGUGGCGAACAUUGAGUGGUCUGGUGCUGUCCUCUCCUCGGACUCAUCAUGUACUGACCCCUUUAACUUGUUAUAUGCUGUUUCUCUUUAUGUCUGA